AUGGCCCUCCCUACCUUCGAAACAUCUCUCGAGGAGCAUGAAAAGCACAUAGAUACCCGACGCUCCUCGGAUGAGGAGUCGAACCUCGAAUCCAACCAGUCGAAUCAGCCCAACCUCUCUCAGGUCCCAACCAACACCAGUGCCCUGGCACGCACACUCUCCGCAGUACGCACUCGGGAAUCAGGCAGGUCGAUUGGUCCACCCCCAGACGGCGGGUUUCAGGCCUGGUCACAGGUGGCGCUGGCGCACUUUGUGAUCUUCAAUACCUGGGGCUACAUCAACAGCUUUGGAGUCUUCCAGACCUACUACACACAGACGCUGGGACAUCCACCGUCAGAUAUCUCAUGGGUCGGCAGCAUUCAGAUCUUCUUGCUCUUCUUCGUGGGCACUUUCUCCGGUCGAGCGACUGAUGCCGGUUAUUUCAAGGUCACGCUGGCCUGUGGUGCCUUGCUGCUAUGCUUUAGUAUCUUCAUGACCUCGUUGUGUACCAAAUACUGGCAAUUGUUUCUGGCGCAGGGCCUGGGCCAGGGCAUUGGCUGUGGCAUGAUGUUCUGCCCAACGUUAGCCCUAAUCUCGACGUAUUUCGCCAAGAAUCGAGGCAUUGCGAUUGGCAUGGUGGCGUCGGGAUCGGCCACGGGGGGUCUCGUCUUCCCCGCCGUGGUGAUGAAGAUGCUCCCUCAGGCGGGAUAUGGCUGGACCAUGCGCACUCUGGGCUUCAUCUCUCUGGCCACGUUGACGCCCUGCGUGCUCUUCCUCAAGCAGCGUCUCCCCCCGCGACAAAGUGGCCCAUUGGUUGAAUGGGCUGCAUUCCGGGAAAUGCCCUACCUGCUCUUUGCGCUGGGCAUGUUCUUGAAUUUCUGGGGGCUCUAUGUCGGAUUCUUUUACGUUGGCAGUUUCAGUCGAAACGUCAUUGGUGUCUCGACCGAUCGAUCGAUCGAUCUGCUCCUGGUUAUGAAUGGAGUUGGGCUGGUUGGGCGACUCGUUCCCAAUCUGCUGGCCGAUCAAUAUACCGGUCCGCUGAACCUCUUGAUCCCCUUCAGCUUCGCCACUGCCAUUGUGGCUUUCUGCUGGGCUGCAGUGAAAGAUACCUCUGGCCUGUGGGCCUUUGCGGUGUUUUAUGGCCUGUUUGCAGCGGGUAUUCAAUCCCUGUUCCCGGCGACGCUCAGCACUCUCACGACUGAUCUGAAGAAGAUCGGAGUGCGCAUGGGCAUGGUGCUCAGUGUGGUCGGGGUUGCAGCCCUCAUUGGGUCUCCCAUUGCUGGUGCUCUGGUGGUCUACGACGAUGGCGAUUACCUGUACGCCCAGAUGUUUAUGGGCAGUGCGAUUAUCGCGGGUGGACUCACGUUGGUGGGGGCACGAGUGAGCAAGGUGGGGAGUGGAAUAGCUCGAGUGUAA
Molecule: messenger RNA, 1395 nt
Organism: Penicillium salamii
Lineage: Eukaryota; Fungi; Ascomycota; Eurotiomycetes; Eurotiales; Aspergillaceae
Source: the annotation of a GenBank genome assembly